Messenger RNA from Anguilla rostrata (American eel), 2527 nucleotides. RefSeq names its product calreticulin-like. Gene Ontology annotation, biological process: protein folding. The record is from RefSeq and is a predicted model, not a curated record. Gene Ontology annotation, molecular function: calcium ion binding. Lineage: Eukaryota; Metazoa; Chordata; Actinopteri; Anguilliformes; Anguillidae. The transcript is spliced from 9 exons. Bases 83 to 1339 code for a protein of 418 amino acids. Gene Ontology annotation, cellular component: endoplasmic reticulum membrane; endoplasmic reticulum.
UAACUGAAUUUCCCCUCAUCCUUUGUAGCAUUACUAAGAGAAAGGUACCGGUCAGCUGGAUACCGAACUACGCAGCCCAAUCAUGAAAGUUGCAGUAGCGCUAUUUUCGGUAUUUUUUGCCGCAUUCACCGUCGAUGCAACCGUUUACUUCAAAGAACAAUUUCUAGAUGGAGACGCCUGGAAGAGCCGUUGGUUGGAAUCCCAGCACAAAUCGGACUACGGACAGUGGAAGCUGACCGCUGGGAAUUUCUACGGGGAUGCUGAGAAGGACAAAGGCCUCCAGACGAGCCAGGAUGCCCAUUUCUACGCCCUGUCGGCGCGCUUCGAGCCCUUCAGCAACGAGGGCAAGCCGCUGGUCAUCCAGUUCACCGUGAAGCACGAGCAGAAGAUCGACUGUGGCGGGGGCUACGUGAAGGUGUUCCCUGCAGACCUGGACCAGGCCCGCAUGCACGGGGACUCGGAGUACUACGUCAUGUUCGGGCCGGAUAUCUGUGGCUACAGCACUAAGAAGGUUCAUGUGAUCUUCAACUACAAGGGGAAGAACCACCUCAUCAAGAAGGAGAUCAAAUGCAAGGACGACGAGCUCACGCACCUCUACACCCUAAUCCUGCACCCUGACCAGACCUACGAGGUGAAGAUCGAUGGCGAGAAGGUGGAGUCGGGGAGUCUGGAGGAGGACUGGGACUUCCUGCCCUCCAAAAAGAUCAAGGACCCCGACGCCAAGAAGCCCGAGGACUGGGACGACCGAGCCAAGGUGGACGACCCCGAGGACACCAAACCAGAGGAUUGGGAGAAGCCAGAGAACAUUCCGGAUCCCGACGCCAAGAAGCCCAGCGACUGGGACGAGGACAUGGACGGGGAGUGGGAGCCACCCAUGAUCCCAAACCCCGAGUACAAGGGGGAGUGGAAGCCCAAACAGAUCGACAACCCCAACUACAAGGGCGUGUGGGUGCACCCCGAGAUCGACAACCCCGAGUACCAGGCCGACGCCAACAUCUACAAGUUCGACAACAUUGGGGUGCUUGGCCUGGACCUGUGGCAGGUGAAGUCCGGAACCAUCUUUGAUAACUUCCUGAUCACAGAUGAUGUGAAGGAGGCCGAGGACUUUGGGAAUGAGACCUGGGGGGUCACCAAGGAGCCAGAAAAGAAAAUGAAGGAGGCAGAGGAGGAGAAGAAAAGAAAGGAGGAGGAAGAGAAGAACAAGGAGCAGGGCACAGAGGCUGGGGAUGAAGAUGAGGAAGAGGAGGAGGAGGAGGAUGAUGAUGAGCCCACGGCAGCUGAAGAGCAGGAUGAGGAGGAUGAAGAGGGCGAGGACAUUCCAACAAAAGAUGAGCUGUAACCAGGCUCUCUGUGACCCCCCCACCCCCACCCCCCCCAGCAAAUAAACCUGCUCAGGGAGACUGUGCUGCAUCCUGACCUUGCCCUGCCCCCGCCCCCCCUCCCUUUUUAUUUUAUUAUUUUUUUGGUGGUGAUGGUGGGGGGGUGUUGGAAGAUGUUGAUUAUGACAGGUUUUUAUUGAUUCUCAAAGUUCAUUGAUUGGUGUGGGGUGGAGGGAUGGGGGUGCCCUCAUGGAAGUACAUUUUCAGGGAUAUUUGUGUACUCUUGCCUGCCCCUAGAGGCCCUGUGCAGAAGCGCAGGCAUCCAGGAAGACCGCAGAUGUUGUCCAUUGUUGCUGCUGACUCUUCAUCUUCGUCAUCAUCGCCACCAGUGAAAAGCCUUCAUUAGUUCAAUCUUAAUUUCUGUGUUUAUUUUCUUUGGGAAAGGGAAAGUGGGCAUAUCAUUUGUAGAGAAUUUGCACUUUUAAUUUUUAUUUUUUUAUAAUCUUUUGCCAUUCAUAAAGCCUUACUGUUAUUUUUCUGAAUGACAGAGUCAGAUGGGGUGAUAUCAGUUUGUUUUAGAACCUUCUGUCUUCAUCCACUCACUCAGAGGAUUUUUCUGGCUUUUUCUUGUCAAUCUGACUUAAGAACAUGAAGGAUUCUACGGGCUUUUAAUCGGGUUAGCAAGACAAUCUGCACAGGUGACCUCCAAUAACUCUGAUUGGCUGGUUAACGCGACACAGAAUUCUGUCCAAUCAUUGUGAAGCAUCAUUUUUCCAUAGUGCCUAUUGUGCUGAUGCUAACGUUUGUUUUGUAUGGAACGCUUGCAUUUGACAUUCUCAGUGUAAAGUGGACUGCUGUGACUGUCUUUAAUUUAGAGUUAAAAUGCAGAACUUGGCUUACUGUGGCCAGGCAUUAAACGAUUCCUAUUCUUGAAUAGAUUUAAAUUAUUGCAGCGAUGCUGUAAAAAUGUAGCUUGCAGAGCCAAAGUUUGACAGGUGGAGCUUUUGUUAGUUUUGUGGUACAUGUGUGUCUGUGUGUGUGUGUGUCUGUGUGUGCGUGUGUUUGUGUUUCUUUCAUUUAGCUAGAUUCCAUGUACACUGACGUGUCCAGUGAAAGCUCGAUUAUUAGCGAAGUUGUGUAACUUUAGACAUUUUCUGCGAUCAGGAUUAAUUGUGUUUAUGCUAAGUUUUAUUAAAAAAUAUAACGCC